AUGAUUACAAAUUUUCUUUUUUUUAUUGAUAAUUUUCAAAAGAAUAGAAAUGGAAUAUCCUUACAAGUAAUAUUACUGUUAGCUAUGAUUAUAAAUGGAUUAAAUAGAAAAAUAGUAUAUUCUAAAUUUUUUAGUACUUUCACAACAGCAGAUAAUGGUAAUUUAAUAAAUUAUUUUAGAUUGGCCCUCAGUAGGUUAUAAUACUUAUAAUUAUGGAGUUGAUGUAUGUGGUACAAAAAAUAUAAUUUUUGUUGAUAACUUAUCAAGUCUAUCAAAUUCUUUGCUUUAUCAAACUUUUGUUCUUGAGCCACAUUAUUAAGUUUCUUUAUCAUUCAAAUUUUGGAGGUAUAUAAUUAAUUUUGAUAAGAAUCGAUGUUUGGAGCAGUAAAUAGUUUACCACAUAUAUUGAUCAUCAAAUAAAAUAUUAAAAUUUCUUUUCUGACAGUGAUACAACAACUGAUAUCUGUAAAGAUGCAACUAAUGAUUAAGUUGUAGAUAUUUCAUUCACUCUCCAACACAAUACUCCUACACUAAUGGUAAUUUUUAAAGGUGAUGGAUAUAGAUGGGGAAUAUCAAAUAUAGAAAUAGGCAUAGAUGAAUGUUCUACUGGAUGUGAUUCAUGUAGCUAAAGUUAAUGCCUUGAUUAAACAUUAGUUCCCAUUUCAAUAUUUUGGACAACUUAAGAAGCUCUAUUAAAAUAAGCUUGUGGAGGUAUAUAUAUAUAUAUUCAUAAAUUAGGGUAUGAAUAUUAAUACACAUUAGGCAAUUUUAUGGAAAUUUAAAUAACUUUAGAUAAUCAUAAUGUGAUAAAUUCAUCAAUGAAAUUCCAUAUUUUUAAUACAGAUAAUCCAACUCUGACAGUAAAAGUAGAUAAUCAACUUGUAACUACAACAAAAUAACUCUCUGGUAGAGUACAAAAUGCAGGAUAUUUUUGUUUUCAUAAUCAGAUAUUAGAAUUGUAAAUAAUUGAUUUAGAUCACACAAACCCAACAAUAAAAUUUCGUAUUGAUGUUGUCUUGAUAAGAUAUGAUACUACAUCAAUAAUGCCUUUGUUUGGAAUAAAAGAAUUUUAAUUGUUUAUCAAAACAAAGAUAAAAUAAACUGACCCAGCUUCCUUAGGAUUACCUUUUGAAGGUUGUUUAAUGAGUUUACCUGAACUUUUUGAAGGUUGUUCUUUUUGUGUUAGAAGUUCUUGUUUACAUUGUUAAGAAGGUUGGGAAUAUAAUGAAUAGGAUUUAAAAUGUCAACCAAUUUGUGGUGAUUAAUAGAUAGUUUAAAAUGAAGAAUGCGAUGAUGGUAAUUAAAUUCCUUAUGAUGGUUGUUACAGAUGUUAAUACUCAUGUUCAUAAUUCUGUUAGUAAUGUCUAAAAGGUAAAUGUAUUUAAUGUGUAUAAUCAAGGUAGUUAAUCAAUGGACAAUGUUUUAAUGUAUGUAAUUAAGUUUUAAAUUAUUAUGACUAAUUAAAUAAUGGAUGUUUUUUUCAUAACUAAAAUUUUUAAAUGAAUGGAUAUUACUAACAUACAUUUUUGAAUAAUAAUAAUUUAAAAUAUUCACUUGAUGAAUUUUUAGAUUGUGAUAUAUUAGAAUAUGGAAUUAUGGGAUAUUAUUAUAAUUAAUUUAAUGUUAGAUAAAUUUUAUAUUGUAAAAUAUAAUUAUGGAACAAAUGUCUUGAAUGUCAAGAUGGAUAUUAAUUGGAAUUCAAUAAAUAAAAUUGUGUAUCAAAAUGUAAUGAUAAUUAUAAAUUGGAUUUUGAGAUAUGUGAUGAUGAUAAUAAUGUUUAAUUUGAUGGUUGUUAUUAAUGUGAAUCAAGUUGUUAAUUAGAAUGUUUAAAUUGUGUUAAUCAAAAAUGUUUACUUUGUAAAGAAGGAUGGUAUUUAAUUGAUGAUCAAUGUUUACCAAUAUGUGGAGAUGGAAUAACUGUACCAUCUGAAUAAUGUGAUGAUGGUAAUUAAGAAUUUGGAGAUGGAUGCUUUGAAUGCUAAGCUGAAUGUUCUUAUUGUAAAAUAUGCAAUUACAAUUAUAAAUGCUAAGUUUGUUAAGAACACUUUUAAUUAGUAUCAUAAAUAUGUUAACCUAUUUGUGGUGAUAAAUAUAUAGAAUCUGGUUUAGAAGAAUGUGAUGAUGGUAAUGAAGUUUAGUAUGAUGGUUGUUAUAAUUGUUAAUUAGAAUGCUAUCCUGGUUGUAAGAAUUGUUAAUUUGGAAAAUGUAAUGAUAUUUGUUCAAUUGAUGAAAUGAAUAUUGAUGGUAAGUGUAUUAAAUUUAAUUUAAAUGAAGAAAAUAAUAGUCUUAGUUAUUCAAAUUGUAAAGUUGGAUGUUAAGAUUGUAUUAAUGAUUAAUAAUGUAUUAAAUGUAAAAAAAAUUAUGAAUUAUUAAAUGGAAUUUGUCAUUUGAUUGAAUGUGGUAAUGGUAUAAGAGAAAAUUAAGAAGAAUGUGAUGAUGGUAACAUCUUAAAUAAUGAUGGAUGUUCUAAAAAUUGUCUAAUUGAAAAUAAAUGGAAUUGUCUCAGCAAAGACUCUUAAACCAAUACUUGUUAUUCACAAACUUAAAUUAAUCUAGAAUAUUUGAAUUUAACCAGAUAAAAUCAAUUCAUAUAAUUAUCAUAUUCAAAAAAAGUUAGACUAAAGUUUAAUUCAGAUAAUAACAAUUUUCUAUCUUAAAAUUCUUUAAAAAUUAUAGGAUUGCAAGAAGAUUAAUAUCUAAUAACAUGCUAUCCUGUAAUUGCUAUCGACUAAUAAGAAUUUAAAUCUAUCUUAUAUUAAUUUGAAAUCCAAUUUUUUGAAUAGAUAUUAAACUAAUUCAACUUCACUGUAUUUAUUAAUGAAACUCUAAUAGAUGUGAAUGAUAUUCCUAUACUUCCAUCUAAUGUUUCUAUAUAACUUAAAGUUCCAAAGCUUUUGACUUCUACUUAAUUAACUUUUUCAAAAACAUUUAGAAAAGUAGGUUAUAGCAUGAUGAUUAGUUUGAGUUGUAGCAGUGUUUUAAUGUUGCUUUUAGGAGAGUUUGCUUAAACAAUUGCAUUAUUAGAUAUUCUGCAAUAUUAACAGUAUUUAAAAUACUUAAAUGUGGAGUAUCCUUAUAAUGUGUAUAUUUAUUUUGAAUCUUCAAAUUUUAUUACUUUAUAACCUAUAUUAAAUUAUUUGAACUUUUUUGAAUUAUAUGAAAGUAUAGUUUAAAAACACUUCCAAUAAAGUAUAGGUAAGUUUAGGGAGUAUGAAUUAAAUGCAGAUUUCUUAACAAAUAUUGAUAGUUUGUUAUUUUAAUUAAGUUGUGGAAUGAUAUUAAUUAUAAUUCUCUAUGCUUAUGAAAAAUCCAUUUCAAAACACAUUCCUUUAUUAAAGAUUUUCUCUUAUUUUGCUAAAGUGAAAUACCAAUUUAUUAAAAGUAUUUUCAUCUAUCUUUAUAAAUAUAAAAGAAAAAAUUUAGAAAUUAUAAAAAUCAUCAAUAUAAAUACUUUUAUUUAAUUCUUUUAUGCUAAUAGUUGGGACUUAAUGUUUAAAAUAGGUUUAUUUUUAAUAUCAAAUACUGAAUCUGAAAAUCGAUAAAGAGCAUCUAUUUUAAUUUGUCUAAGUUAUUUAGGAAUUAUGAUAAAAAUUUUCCUAUUUGAUACACAAAGAAUUAAUGGUCGUGCUAAGAUUUCUUAAAUUAAAAAAGUUCAGUAUGAAAAACUAACUUUAUUUAAGAAAUUCUCUUUUCAUUUACUAUUAACAUCAAUGCAAUAUCAUCCAAUUACUUAAUGUAUAUUGAUUCCAUUUUUUAUAACAUAAUAUAUUGGUUUGAUUUUAGGAUUAAAGUUGAAAACUAAAAAACUUGAAAUUAUGACAAUAUUAUCACUUGAAAUUUCAAUAAUUUUAUGCAUCCUACUUAAUAUAUCAUAUUGUUAGGAAUUUGAAAAUUAUUUGUCUCUUAAUUAAUAAAUUUAUAUAGGAUUUGCUUAAAUAGGAUUAUUAAUCUUAAGUUUACUAGGUCCUUUAAUUUAAACAGGUUUUGAAUGUUAUUGUAAAAUGAAAAAUUUUAUCAAUUCUAGAAAAUUAAAAAGCCCAGAUCAACAAAUGA
This is a messenger RNA of Paramecium pentaurelia, 4053 nucleotides long. The record is from the annotation of a GenBank genome assembly. Lineage: Eukaryota; Ciliophora; Oligohymenophorea; Peniculida; Parameciidae.